UUGAAAGGUCCUUGAAAAAGCCGAGAGAGUACCCCAUGGCCCCAGCCAGCGGCUCCAUGGAAAUCCAGGAGAUUAGCAUCAAAGCAAACAAACUUAUUCUGGAAGAUGAACAAAACCAGGGGACCGCCGCCGCCGCCACCGCCACCAUCACCACCGGUGAAAGAUGCAAUUUUACAAAACUGCCAUGGCAUGGAGUCCUGGAGAUCAUGCUGAAGGUCCCCAUCGAAGGCUUAAUGCGAUGCAGGUACGUAUGCAAGGCGUGGCAUGAGUUGCUCUUAGAUCCUAGUUUUGCCAAACUCUACAAUGGCGGCAGCAGCUCACCCGCUGUUGUUGUGCUUCUUCAAUCAAGCUUAUUUCCUCAUGGAAAUUCCGGAGCGCUCUACUUGAUUGAGCCUCAAGAAGAAGAACCCUCUACCAUAAUUGCCAAGUUUGACCACUUCCCCUACCUUGAAUCCACUCUUGUGAAUUCAUGUAAUGGGUUGAUUUGCUCGUGCGAUAUUCGGAUGGGUAAUCCCAUCUACAUAUCAAAUCCUGUAAGGGGCGAGUUCUUGACCCUCCCAAAAGGUGAAACAAAUCCUGACCGUCAAUUCGUAUCUGGGUUUGGAUUCAGCGCCAAGAGUAAUCAAUACAAGGUGAUUAAAUACUCUAAAUUUGUAGAGAUUUAUACUCUUGGAACCGGUGCUUGGAGAAGAAGCAAACGUGUUCCGCCUGCACGCCAUCAGAGCUUGUUUGGGAUUUUUUUCAAUGGAGCUCUGCACUGGCUUGUCAAGCUUCCCAAUCAAUCCGUGCUUAUCCGUUGCUUUGAUCUCGAUGAUGAGAAAUUUCAAACAAUUCCGCUGCCUUUGUCUACAUUUUAUGAGGUCAACUUCAUAAGGACGCACGUUGGGGUAUUGGGAAAUUGUCUUUGUUUGAGCUCCAUUGCUGCGUCUAUUUCUUCCGUUUGGGAAAUCCAAAUCUGGGUAAUGAAGGAAUAUGGUGUUAGAGAGUCUUGGAUCAAAGAGCUUACGAUUAAAUACCCAACCCCAGUGGAAUACUGGUGGAGUCUUCAAAGCAUAAAAGUAGUAACUUGUUUGAAAAAUGGGGAAGUUGUGUUUGAUUGCGAAGGUUGUCCGGCUGUUUAUAAUGUCGAACAAGAAAAGUUCAGGUUGUUGAAGCCUAAUGGGAUAUCAUUGACACACGUCAAUGGAAUUGCUCAUGCAUCCAGCUUUGUUUCGCUCAAAGAUAUUGCCAUGGGAGAUGGCUCAAAAUUGUUCAAUUUUUAGAUCAUCUGUUAAGAGUUCAAAGAUUGUAAGCUUUUACUUGGUUUCUUCAAUUCAACUGUUAAGUUUAUUUG
Messenger RNA from Corylus avellana, 1333 nucleotides. RefSeq names its product F-box protein At3g07870. NCBI's taxonomy places the organism in Eukaryota, Viridiplantae, Streptophyta, Magnoliopsida, Fagales, Betulaceae. The record is from RefSeq and is a predicted model, not a curated record. Gene Ontology annotation, molecular function: protein binding.